This is a messenger RNA of Lachancea sp. 'fantastica', 1665 nucleotides long. The record is from the annotation of a GenBank genome assembly. NCBI's taxonomy places the organism in Eukaryota, Fungi, Ascomycota, Saccharomycetes, Saccharomycetales, Saccharomycetaceae.
AUGCUGUCGAAUAAUGACAUUAUUGCUAGCUUUUCGCCGCAUUCUAAAAGCUUCGCUUUCAGGUCCAACGGUCUGCAAAGGAAAUAUGUCGAUCUGUACCCAUUGAGCGAAGAAAGCGAUUAUCAAGUUACCAGUUCGCAGGCACACCACAUCGACUACGAAAGCUGCGAUUUGCAGCUUGAAGAUUUAAAAUUGACGACGUGGUGCUCGGAGAACAGUCAAGGUUCAAAAACUAAGCGGAAAAGGACUGAAAUUGAUGUAACUGGCAAUGAACAAUUAGGAAAUGCAAAAACGAUAGAGGAAUAUUUUGUGAACGUUUUCAAAGGUGGGAAAAUUGUGGUCUUUUCGCCCACGGGAAAAGAAAUCGUCAAUAUAAUAAAAAACAAGCAAGAAAUUCUGGGACUUGGGUUUUCGGGUUCCACGCUAUGGAUUCUGGACGCCGACAAAACAAUCAAGCACUUCGACUACCGUUCCUCGAAACCCUUGAAAACAUUCCAUUUGGUGGACGGUAAAAAUGAUGAAAUUACGCAUCUACAAGUGCUGGAAUGGCAAGACAGCGUGCUGCUGGCAGUUUUCACCACGACCAACCUAUAUAUUGUGGAUUCCUCGAAGAGACGUCCCUCCACUGUGGUGAACAUGGAUUUGCCUAUGGGAAAGCGCUGCGUUUUGGGUGCUGAUGGGCAGUUGAUCGUUGCCGGAUCCGACAAGGUUCACGUUGUCGAGUUGAAAACUGGGAAAGUGGUGUCCAAAUGGAAAUUUCAAGCCGCAGGACUCAAGUACCAAGAUGGCAAGGUGUUUGCCCAAUCCGUUGACGGAGCUGUGUCCGUUUUCGAACUUGGUAAUCAGGGUGAAAUUUGCUCACUCAGAUGUCAGCAUUCCAAAAUUAUCGACUUCACAUUAUUGAACUCUGGCAUAAUAAUUGCAUGGCUCAAUGUUAAUGAGCCCAAAUUUGAGCACGUUACAUUUGACGUGCUCCUCAAGAGCCGCGAAAUUAUCUUCGAUCAAGACCAAAAAGCUUCUCCAGAGGCUGCGGAGGUCGCAGAAGCGGAGCCCAAGACAGAAGUUUUGGAAAAUCUCAAAAAUUCUAAGGCACAGGUAAAAAGCGAGGAUAACGCGGCUAUCCUUCUGCAGGCUUUAGAAGACGGUCAUAAUUCAGACGACAUUUUACGAAUUCUGGAAUCUGAUAGUUGGACUGAAGCUCAAAUUAAAGAAAUGGUCGAUCUCGAGCUAUCAGAAAAUCACGUACAGAGCAUAUUUCCAAUCCUAUCGCGCACAAUGGCCCAGAAUCCUCUGUCUACGAAUAGCAAGUCAUCGUGUUGGUUAAAAUGGCUUCUCACUCUAAGUCAUAAUAAGGUAUGCCCGCCGGACAACCGCUCGAAUCAAAAGGGACUGAAGCAAGUUCGCUCAGCUCUACGUCCUAGUGUGGAAUCCUACCCUCUCUUACUUUCGAUAAAGGGAAAGCUUGACAUGCUUAGUGAGCAAGCUAAACUUCGCCAAGAGUUUACUGCCUUGUCUAUGAGCUCAGAGGGCUCAAAUGCCAUUAACGACAAGGAUGAAGAAUUAAUCGAAGAGCAGGAACCCGUAUAUAUGAACGGAGAAGGAGAUGAGUACGUCGAUGCUGUUGAUUAUGCCGAGGAGCGUGUUGCCAAAGCCAAUGCAAACUGA